CCCAGCGCAUCCGUAACCCGGGGCAACUGUCGCCCUCGAUCGCUGGAGGGGACUAAGUUGUCCCGGGGCCUUCCACCCUGCUGGCCCCACAAGAGGGUGCGAGCGGCCGCGGCCGCUUCCCCGCCUCCGGGGCAAGGCCCCAGACCAGUACCCGGGCGGCAGAGCCAGAAGCCCUGCCAGUUCGAAAGGAAGCUGCCCUCUGGGGCGGGGAGGCCAAAGGAGGAGAUUUCAUUCAUUUCCUCUGAUGUCAUAUUGGAAAACAUUAGGAUGUCCACAGAUCUUUGACCUUCCAUAGUUUAAUCUGUAUUUCCAACUAUAGGAAGAAGAUGUUAAAAACUUUAAGCAACCAUCACAGUAAUGGAUCUUGGUCAGAAAAAUGAGACUGAGUUAGAAAAUAGUGAAAAUAAUGAAAUUCAAAGUACAGAAGAAACUGAAUUAACCUUUACUUGUCCAGAUGAAAUAAGCGAAAAGAAUCAUGUUUGUUGUCUUCUCAAUAUCAGUGAUAUUACGCUUGAACAAGAUGAAAAAGCCCACGAGUUUGUCAUCGGAACUGGAUGGGAAGAAGCAGUCCAAGGCUGGGGCAAGACUUCACCAACCGCCUGCAUCUGGCCCAGAAAGAAGCCUAAAAAGGCAAGGGCGGGAGAAAGUGCCAGCAGCUGCUUCCUCUGUGUCAGUCUCUCCCAAGGGAGCUUGGAGGCCAGGCCUCAGUUGGAGGCGGGCAAAUUGGAGUCAGGGGCUCCGGCUGAGGUGGGCCCAGAGAAGGAUCAAGGCAGCCCCUCCCAGACUCAGGGGCGCCCCCCUGCCUCCAGGGAGAUGAGCAAGAUCUGCUUUCCCACCUACAAUCAGGGAGAGAAAAAAAGUCUGCAAAUAAAGGAGUUUAUUUGGUGCAUGGAAAACUGGGCCAUCCCCGAAACUGUUAGGGGCAAGGACCCCAGAAAUCCCAGUGGAGGCGCUAACAGAGGUCCCUUCAUUUCAGACACCUUGACUUCCAAGGCCUUGUUAGUUCUACCUCCCCUGAAGGCUGCACCCCCAAAUGGCCUGGAUGAUCUGGGUAAGAAGAGUGAGAACUUUUUCUUGGAGCCGGAAGAGAGGGAGCUGAAUGUGGAAAAGGAUGAAUGUGUGCCUUGUGCAUAUGGAUUGAAUACAGUUGAUGGGAAAGGUGAGAAGAGACCCACUGAGCUGGCCAAACACCUUAAGGUCAACGACCCCCCGCCUUUCCCUCCCCCGGCGGCCCGGACAUCCCUGCUGGCCAGUCCUGAGCCGUGCUGCCUGCACUGGUCCCUCCUGCCUGAGAAAAACCUGGCGUGUCCUCCCAACUCCAACAACGUUCGCUAUCUUGCUGCCUUGCAGCUUUUGCAGAAACAGGGAGUGCAAAACCACAAAGCCAAAUUCAAAGCCAGGGAGCCGAGACCUCCCGUGAACACCCAAAAGCGCGCUCUCACGGAGGCCAAGCAGGAAAACAGGCACCAAACGCUGGAGACCAAAGUGUUCUCAAGAUCUCCCUUGCCGUCCGUCGCAGUGAGCAGGGUUGUUAUUCCUGUCUCCUCUCACAGAUUCCUCUGAGU
Molecule: messenger RNA, 1565 nt
Organism: Ceratotherium simum simum (southern white rhinoceros)
Lineage: Eukaryota; Metazoa; Chordata; Mammalia; Perissodactyla; Rhinocerotidae
Source: RefSeq, a predicted model, not a curated record